CAACAAUGUCGGGUAGCGACGAAGACCACACCGAUGGCGAGGAUAACGUUUUUCUCAACCUGGUCGCGCGUGUCAUCCGGAAACCCCUCUACCGGUUUCCAGGGCAGUGGGGUCACGAGACCUACGAGCCGCGGAUCUACAGAAGUCUGGGUACCAUCCUACGGAACGCGACCUCGGAAGAAUUCGAUGCCUUUAUAAUGGACUUUAUUCAUUUUGCGCGAACGGCUCAGGCGCGCCUGGACAUGCAGUUCUACAUGGAGUUCAUUAACGUGUGCACCAAUACCAUCCUUCACUGGGUGUUUGCGCGCAGGUGCAGCGCCGACAUAGUCCGGAAGCUGAUGGAGAGGACGUCGGUGUUUCUGCAGGACCAGACUAACAACCUGGCCAUAGCAUGGAGGUGUUUCACACCCAUCUACAGCCCCAGCCCCGUGGGCGGGGUAACCCCACUGAUGUUCGUGGCCCAGAACAGGCAGUAUGACGUGCUGAAGGUGUUGCUGCAGUAUGGGAUGCUAGAGAAGGAGAGGAGACCCACCUACAUCAUCAUCUCUGUCCUGUUUAACCCCCCGAGACUGGAGGCGCUGGAUGAACGCUGUCACGCCACCGUCACCAGGGAACUCAGGGACUGUAUGGCUCUGUGCUUCAGGGUGCUGAGCCAUGUAUCCAUGUCUGAUAUAGAGAUGCAGAUUGGGUACGGUCGUAAGCCCCUGAUUGAAGACUGGAGAGACCACAUCCCCCCGAGUCGCUACAAGGACCCCUGUGAACUGACCCAUCUCUGCCGUAUGGUGGUUCGGACCUCUCUGCUGGCCAGGGCCCGCUUACCGGACGGCAUCAAGUCGCUACCACUCCCUACACUCCUCCAAGGCUAUCUCAACCUGGAGAGCUGACCUGGCUACGGGGCCUGGAGUUUUGCCUGGUCUUGGUGAGGUCAUGUGGUCUGGGAAAACUCCUGGCUUUGCUAUUAAAACAACCAGGAGGAUGGAGUUUUUCUGUCUGUUAAUAAAGUGGCUGCAAAUCAAAUCAAAAUGUGUUCUAUGAAGACCUUUUAACAUCAGUCACAAAGUGCUUUACAGCUACUCCCCCAGACGCCAGAUGUAACGGGAUGCACACCUUCCAAAAAGUUCAACUUUUGUCUCGUCAGUCCACAGAAUAUUUUCCCAAAAGUCUCAGGGAUCAUCAAGAUGUUUUUUUGUCAAAAGUGAGACGAGCCUUGAUGUUAUUUUUGGUCAGCAGUGGUUUUCUCCUUGGAACUCUGCCAUGGAUGCCAUUUCUGCCAAGUCUCUUACUUAUGGUUGAGUCAUGAACCCUGACCUUAACUGAGGCCAGUGAGGCCUGCAGUUCUUUAGAUGUUGUUGUGGAUUCUUUUGUGACCUCUUGGAUGAGUCGUCGCUGCGCUCUUGGGGUAAUGUUGGUAGGCCGGCCACUCCUGAGGAAGGUUCACCACUGUUCAAAAUGUUCUCCAUUUGUGGAUAAUGGCUCUCACCGUGGUUCGCUGGAGUCCCUAAAGCUUUAGAACUGGCUUUGUAACCUGUUCCAGACUGAUAGAUGUCAAUUAUUUUGUUUCUCAUCUGUUCCUGAAUUUCUUUGGAUCGUGGCGUGAUGUCUUGCUUUUUGAGAUCUUUUGGCGUACUUCCCUUUGUCAGACAGGUUCUAUUUAAGUGAUUUCUUGAUUCAACAGGUCUGGCAGUAAUCAGGCCUGGGUGUGACUAGUGAAAUUGAACUCAGCUUACCAAAACAUGUGAUUAACCAGUAAAUUAAUGAUUUAACAAGGGGGGGUUACUUUGUCACAUAGGGCCAUGAAGGUUCGGAUAGCUUUUUAUCCUUAAUAAAUAAAAUCAUCACUUAAAAACUGCAUUUUGUGUUUACUUGGGUUAUCUUUGUGUAUUAUUAAAAUUUGUUUGAUGAUCUGAAACAUUUAAGUGUGUCACGAUCGUCGUAUAGAGGAGAAGCGGAGGACCAAGGUGCAGCGUAGUAAGUGUUCAUUAUUUUAAUUAAAAUAUGAAACACUUGACAAAACAACCAAAACGAUAAACGAACAGUCCUGUAAGGUGAAAACACACAAAACAGAAAACAACCACCCACAAACACAGGUGGGAACAGGCUACCUAAGUAUGAUUCUCAAUCAGAGACAACGAUAGACAGCUGCCUCUGAUUGAGAACCAUACCAGGCCAAACACACAGAAAUACAAAACAAGGACAACAUAGAACACAAAACAUAGAAUGCCCACCCCAAACUCACACCCUGACCAACCAGAACAGAGACAUAAAAAGGAUCUCUAAGGUCAAGGCGUGACAGAGUGGGAUAAAUGUGCAAAAAAAUUAACAAAUCAGGAAGGGGUCAAAUACUUCUUCACAGCACUGUAUAUAUAUAUAUAAACUACCGGUCAAAAGUUUUACAA
Messenger RNA from Salvelinus fontinalis (brook trout), 2396 nucleotides. RefSeq names its product ankyrin repeat and SOCS box protein 17-like. Gene Ontology annotation, biological process: intracellular signal transduction. The record is from RefSeq and is a predicted model, not a curated record. The coding region runs from base 6 to 884 and encodes 292 amino acids. Gene Ontology annotation, molecular function: protein binding. The transcript has 3 exons. Lineage: Eukaryota; Metazoa; Chordata; Actinopteri; Salmoniformes; Salmonidae.